CCGACAUUUCCGUUUCUCCCCCUCCGUUCGUUCCUUCCCCAUCAACACAACACCAUGCAGUACAUGGCAGCACUCUAUUUUACUGAUUAUCCACCGUGCCUUCCCUGUUAAAACCUGCCACUGCGUCACUCCCUCACCCACCCGCCUCCCAUUUCCUACUAGCGUCUUUCCCGCCCGAACAGCUUCCUUUCUUCCUCUUUCGCUCUUUCUUCCCUUCCUUCCUCUCCUCUCCUCUCUUCUUCCCUUCUUCUCUCUUCUCGCUUCCUCUCUCUCUCUCACCAUCUUCCACAUCACAUCACUUCACAUUGUAGUCCCUUGAUCAUCUUAAUUGAAACCAAGCGUAUCAAUCUGAGAGUAUCAAUUCUGCUUUCGAGCCAAUCUCAAUUCAGCUCUACACAAUCCCAUCAUCCUGCACAACCCUCCCCCGCGCAAACAUGCUCACCACCUCAAUCUUCGCUGUCGCCCUCGCGGCUGGCUCCGCCAUCGCCCAGACCACCACCACAGGCUCCACGGGCACCACCGCCCUCAACUUCACCUACAUUGACAUCGCUAACGUCGAUCCCCAGGAGGCUGCUUCCUGGUGCAUUGGUGAGCGCACGGGCUGCCAGACCCUUUGCGAUGGCAACGCCCCAACGAACGACUGUGAUGCCCAAAAAUUGACCUACAAGUGUCUCUGCGAGGACGGCUCCACCCCCGAUCUCGCCAAGUACAAGAACACCCUGCCCGACUUCGUCUGCCAGGCCAACUUUGCCGGCUGCAUCAAGGCCCACCCCAACGACGCCGUCGGACAGGGCAACUGCAAGACGGAGAUCCAGGACACCUGCGGCACCCUCAACAUCACCGACUACAAGUCGGGCUCCGGUUCCGGCAGCAGCAGCGGUUCCAGCAGCGCGUCCGAGACGAGCUCCCCCUCCUCCACCGGUGGCUCCAGCGGUGCCGGUGGCGCCAGCGAGACCACGGGUGGGUCGACCCCAUCCAGCACCUCGGGCUCUGGCGCAGCUGCGUCCACCAGCAAGGCUGCCGCUGUGGCAAAUGGUAUGGACAUCAGCGCCGGUGUCCUCGCCGCUGGUCUCUUCGGUGUCUUCGGCUACAUCUUGUAAGCGUUGACGCGCACACAUCUCUGCUCGAGCGAGCAAUGCUACUCUUCUACGAAACAUCCGAUCCCCUGCGCACCCGCCCUUAUGUCCUGGCUCAUGAUCCCUGAGCGAUGCCGUACUGUUUGCAUUGCGAUAGCAUGGUGUUCUGGUGCGCUUCUUCUUUGAUCGUUGGACUGUUUUUCUGCUGGUUCGGGGCUUUAUUUUUACGAGGUACUUUGCGUGCUGCGCGUGGCACGAUCUAAUUAUGUGGGGAGAGUCUUGAUGGCUGGAUGGAUAUGGCUUGACGACCGUAUGUGGAGGGGAGUGGGCUGUGCAUUUCUGCGCGGUGAGUGCGAGUGUACUGAUUGCGUGGCGUGCCGGUUUUAUAUCUGCGGUUGAGCGAAUGGACGGGGGUGAUGUUAUUGCUUUGACUGUUAUGAGGGAGAAAAGGAUGGAGAGUGUAUACAGUUAGUACUCGCUGGUGGUAGACGACGAAUUCUUCACU
Messenger RNA from Pseudogymnoascus verrucosus, 1581 nucleotides. RefSeq lists its product as uncharacterized. The transcript has 3 exons. Bases 435 to 1100 code for a protein of 221 amino acids. NCBI's taxonomy places the organism in Eukaryota, Fungi, Ascomycota, Leotiomycetes, Thelebolales, Thelebolaceae. The record is from RefSeq and is a predicted model, not a curated record.